AUGUCUCUCUUUUUGAUUGCACUAGCAACCUUCCUCGUGGCAACCAGCCAGCAAUUUGGGCUUUCGUCCACUGUGAGCGCCCAAAAAACGCCUUACGAGGAUGAUCCAAACAAUUUUGAACACCAACAUGCAACUGAGCUCCUGUGUAGCCGUUACACGUACUACAUGUUGAGUCACACAUAUACACCACAGGCUCAAAUUGAAUGCGUAUCCGUGAAAGUUACGUCGGGACUUCGUAACGGAACGUAUCAGGUUCUUCUCAGCCACCGCUUUACCGGCUCAGAAAAAAUGUACAGCUUCCACGCAACGGUUCAUCCAUUCACCUCCGGAUCACACACUGAGGACAAUGCGCUUUUCUUCACCUUUCCAAUGAAACCCGACGUGGUUGCUGAAGCAAGAACGGCAAUGGAAGGUCCUCAGCCGCCAUUGUAUAAAUUUUUGUACAUCAACUCAGACAAGACGUGUGCUGUUCUGCGCGCAACGCAUGAAGAAGAUGGGACAGGUUGCGAAUUGUAUUCAGCAGGAGAAGGAGGAGCCCCUCUUCCUGUUGCCCAGGAAUGUAUGAAUGUCUACACACAAAACUGCCCCACCACAACAUCUGACGUAUGGAAAAAGGACUGUAUGGAAGGAGACCAAUACUAG
Molecule: messenger RNA, 642 nt
Organism: Ixodes scapularis (black-legged tick)
Lineage: Eukaryota; Metazoa; Arthropoda; Arachnida; Ixodida; Ixodidae
Exons: 6
Coding region: 1-642 (213 amino acids)
Biological process (GO): symbiont-mediated perturbation of host defenses
Molecular function (GO): amine binding
Source: RefSeq, a predicted model, not a curated record